GCCAUGUCUACUUUGUUUCCCUCACUCUUCCCCCGUGUGACUGAGACGCUCUGGCUUCAUCUGGACCGGCCCUGUGUGGAGGAGGCCGAACUGCCGCAGCAGGAACAGCAGCAUCAGGCCAGGCUCCAGAGCAUUGCAGGAAAGGACAACCUGGUACCUAUUGGCAAGCCAGCCUCAGAGCACUAUGAGGAGGAGGAGGAAGAAGACGAUGAAGAUAGUGAGGAAAUAGUGAGGAAGACUGAGGAUGAUGAGGAUAUGCAGGACAUGGACGAGAUGAACGAUUACUGUGAGUCCCCUGACGAGGGCGAGGUCAGAGAGGCGGACAUGGAAGGCACCGAGCAGGAUCAAGACCAGUGGGUGAUUUAG
Molecule: messenger RNA, 366 nt
Organism: Echinops telfairi (small Madagascar hedgehog)
Lineage: Eukaryota; Metazoa; Chordata; Mammalia; Afrosoricida; Tenrecidae
Product: anaphase-promoting complex subunit 15-like
Exons: 2
Coding region: 4-366 (120 amino acids)
Biological process (GO): regulation of mitotic cell cycle spindle assembly checkpoint
Cellular component (GO): anaphase-promoting complex
Source: RefSeq, a predicted model, not a curated record